ACCUCUCCUUCCACUCAUUCACCACAUUCAUUCAUUCGUUUACCAAAAUUCAAAAUGCACAUCGCCGCAACCCUCGCCCCCCUCUUCCUCACCUCAGCGCUGGCGCUGCCCUCCCUCUCGCGCCGCGCGCAGUCCGCCACCUCGCUGUGCGGGAACCAAGACUACCUGAUUCUGCAAGACACGCCAUGGAUCGUGUACAACAUGCUGUACAACGCCGCGCAGACGGUCGGCACGCAGUGCACGGGCUACGAGUCGCAAACGACGUCCUCGUGCGGCACGAAGGAGGUAGUCUGGAGCAGUGUCACGGACAUUGAAUACGUGGAGAGCACCAACAACCUCCCAAAGGGCUACUCCUUCGUCGGCCUGACGCAGAACCUCGAGACCAAGAUCUCGGCUAUCGCGUCCAUUCCUGCGGACUAUACCUGGAGUCGGACUAAUACUACCGCGUUUAAGGGAAACACCUGCUUCGACUUCAUGACCAACGACAUUAAAGGCGACUCCACCUCGACCUCCUCGCACGAGCUGAUGCUCUGGCUCCAGUACGAAGGAGGACAGCUGCCGAUCGGCUGGACCGACGGGCCGGUUGCCACCAUUGACGAUCUGUUCGGCACCUCCUGGAAGCUGUACGAGGGCGUCAACGACGGCACGGGCAUCACUGUUAGCACGCUGUUGCCGGAUACGCAAUUCGAGGGGGCGUUCGAGGGUGACCUGCGGGAAUGGUUGAUGGCCAUGGUGAAGUUGGGACGGUUCACCGAGGAGACCUAUGUUAAUGUUGGCAAUGCUGGGACGGAGUUCUUUUACGGAAACUCGGUUUUGAAUGCUACGCUUGGGUUGCAGAUUGAUUUGGAGUAG
Messenger RNA from Aspergillus homomorphus CBS 101889, 852 nucleotides. RefSeq names its product iron-sulfur cluster-binding protein, rieske family domain protein. Gene Ontology annotation, molecular function: cellulase activity. The coding region runs from base 55 to 852 and encodes 265 amino acids. The record is from RefSeq and is a predicted model, not a curated record. Gene Ontology annotation, biological process: polysaccharide catabolic process. NCBI's taxonomy places the organism in Eukaryota, Fungi, Ascomycota, Eurotiomycetes, Eurotiales, Aspergillaceae. The transcript has 4 exons.